AGACUUCGUUUGUUGACUUUUUCCUCGUCGACCAUGGAGCGAUCACCAGCGACUUCCAAUCUUUCCCAAGUGAAGCACAUUAUUCUCGUUUUGUCGGGCAAAGGAGGCGUGGGAAAGAGUACGGUAUCAACUGAGCUCGCCCUUUCCCUUGUCGAACUGGGGAAGAAAGUUGGUGUUCUCGAUAUUGACCUUACGGGUCCCAGCAUUCCUCGUAUGUUUGGGCUCGAUGGACAACAAGUACAUCAAGCGUCGACAGGAUGGAUUCCAGUAUAUGCCGACGAAACGAAACGCCUCGCGGUCAUGUCGCUGGGUUUUUUGCUACAAAAUAAAGACGAUGCGGUAGUAUGGAGAGGACCGAAGAAAACAGCAAUGAUCAAGCAGUUUUUGGAAGAUGUGGCGUGGGGCGAACUGGAUUAUCUUCUGAUAGAUACACCACCAGGAACUUCUGAUGAGCAUAUUUCGGUUGCCGAGAACUUGCGGCAGUAUAAUCCAGACGGAGCCGUUGUUGUAACAACACCCCAAGCCGUUUCUCUCGCAGAUGUGCGAAAAGAGUUAAAUUUUUGUCGCAAAGUUAAGAUUCCGGUUUUAGGCGUAGUAGAAAACAUGAGUGGAUUUGUGUGCCCGCAUUGCGCGGAAUGUUCAGAUUUGUUUUCAAAGGGCGGGGGUGAAGCAAUGGCAGAGGAGUUCAAGGUGGAUUUCCUAGGACGAGUACCCAUUGAUCCGACGUUGACGACAUUGAUCGAAGCCGAGGGUGGCAGCUUCGUCAAUCGUUUCACUCAAUCCUCCCUGUAUCCGAUAUUUCAAAAGAUUACGGAAAAGGUCACUGACAAGUGCGAAUCUUCCUCGUAAUGCGAUACAUUGUUCGCCUUAGUUUGAGAGUAUUGGAAGUAUUCGUAUUCAUGAUCAUAGUCGUGGGUAGAGGUACAUGGUAGCUACAACACCUAUUGCAUUUUGAUGGACGGACCAACCCGAGGCAAUGUAACAACCAUUCAGCUCCAGAGUUUACCCGACUUGAAUUGUUUACUGGUCUGAUGUUUCAAUGUAUUUACAGCAAUAUAUAGAUGACAGAAAAUUAAAUAAAAAGCAGCUUCGUCUAUGUCAGGACCGU
Molecule: messenger RNA, 1108 nt
Organism: Spizellomyces punctatus DAOM BR117
Lineage: Eukaryota; Fungi; Chytridiomycota; Chytridiomycetes; Spizellomycetales; Spizellomycetaceae
Product: iron-sulfur cluster assembly protein CFD1
Exons: 4
Coding region: 34-849 (271 amino acids)
Biological process (GO): iron-sulfur cluster assembly
Cellular component (GO): cytosol
Molecular function (GO): ATP-dependent FeS chaperone activity; ATP binding; 4 iron, 4 sulfur cluster binding
Source: RefSeq, a predicted model, not a curated record